This is a messenger RNA of Fusarium odoratissimum NRRL 54006, 1338 nucleotides long. RefSeq lists its product as uncharacterized. Bases 1 to 1338 code for a protein of 445 amino acids. Gene Ontology annotation, molecular function: phosphoric diester hydrolase activity. The transcript is spliced from 2 exons. The record is from RefSeq and is a predicted model, not a curated record. NCBI's taxonomy places the organism in Eukaryota, Fungi, Ascomycota, Sordariomycetes, Hypocreales, Nectriaceae. Gene Ontology annotation, biological process: lipid metabolic process.
AUGAAUCUCUCGGGCUACUUUUGUAGUCAGACUAACAAGGACGAUAUAGAAUAUCGACCUCUUCGGCCAACCAGCCCGACGAAUGAAGAUGACUUGAAAUCCUACGCAACAUGCUGUUCUUCGCGAAGAAGACCAUGUAUAAGAGGCCGCAGGAAAUGGCUGAGUCCGUUUCUCGCAGCUUUUGCUGGAGCAUGUCUAAUCCUAAUCGCCUUCUUCCUGAUGACAUUUGUUAUCGAGCGCUAUGCUGUCUACACCUUCGAAGCUUCUGGUCUUGCCUUGGCCGAUCCUAUCGAGCAGUACGGUGAUGCUAUAGAAAGUGCCAAGAGAUGGGUUGAAGUCCUGUCGCCUCAAGUAACUCCAGUUAUGGUCCAUUCUCACAACGACUACCUGAGACCACGGCCGUUGUUCUCGGCUUUAUCUGUUGGCUGUGCUAGUGUUGAGGCCGACGUUUGGCUCAGCAAGAAUGGAAAAGACCUCUUGGUUGGCCAUCACUGGUGGAAUCUCACACCAGAGAAGACCCUGAACUCUCUCUACAUUGAGCCACUGCUGGAGAUUCUCGACUCUUUCAACUCCCCACAAUUCUCGGAUGAACUCGAGAGCCAAGGACAUCAUUCUGGUGUUUUUGCUAGCCAUCCAAACAAGACACUCAUCCUGUUCAUCGAUGUCAAGGACGACCCAGAGAAGACUUGGCCGGUAGUCCUGGAGCACCUGGAACCUUUUAGGCAGAAAGGAUAUCUUUCAUAUCAUCAAAACACUGGAUCAACACCGGUAGACCAGUCAUUUCAGUCUGGUCCGCUAACUGUGGUCGGAACAGGCAAUAUUGGCAAGAGGCGAGAUGUUAAUAUUGGUCCUGACCUGGCGAAGUGGCGGCAGCACCACGAUGUGUUUCUUGACGCAUCUUUAGAUCUCCUAUCUCACCCGGGAUUUUGCGAGAGAAACGACACCCUUUGUCGCGAAGUGGAGGAAAAUGAGUUUUACACAGCUUCCGUAUCUCUCUUCAGAGCCAUUGGGACUGUCAUUCCAUACUUCAGCAAGUCACAACAGCAGAAGCUGGCUGACCAGAUCCAACUUGCAAAGAAGUUGAACCUGAAGUCGAGAUACUGGGAGCUACCAGGCUGGCCUGUAUCCCGAAGAAACUACGUUUGGAGGACACUUCAUCACGAGGGGGUUGACUUGAUCAACGCGGAUGAUAUAGUCAGCGCAACCACGAAGCAGUGGCACUCGAAUUAUGCCAUAGAAGGCGCAUGGGUUCUCGGUAUUGCGUCUUGUCUUUUUAGCUUCCUCCUUACCAUUAUGUGGUUAGGAAAGAGGAUGGUGUUUCGUAUGAUGACUGUUUAG